Messenger RNA from Notothenia coriiceps (black rockcod), 1231 nucleotides. Its product is annotated as RING finger protein 150-like. The record is from RefSeq and is a predicted model, not a curated record. Lineage: Eukaryota; Metazoa; Chordata; Actinopteri; Perciformes; Nototheniidae. The annotation marks the transcript as partial. The transcript has a single exon.
GUCAAAACAAAGCAGCUGUUUAGCUCCGCUGCUGCGACCAGAUUAAAAAACCUUUAACUGAUUAUUUGUACCGUUAAAUUAACAGUAAAUCCAUGCUCCGGUGUUUCUCUUCGGUCCUUUGAAGUUGAGCUGUUUUAACGGUCGUUUCUUUCGGAAGCUGUUGAGGAUUUUAUAGGAGCUGUUUGUGUUCUCGAUUUGGAGGCUAACGGGCGGAGGCUGAAAACACGGGGAAACUGUGAGGAAUACAAAAGAAAACAAGGGGGAAAGGGGGGGAGAUAGAAAACAAGGGGGAAAGGUGAUACAUAUAGGUGGAAACACGAGAAAAACUGAGAGAAAUAGAGGUGGGGAAAGGGUGAAAAUAGUGUUCGAAAUCACGGGAAAACGGUUCAAAUUGAGUCGGGAAAACCGUGAGAAUCAGAGGCAGAAAACUGAAAAAUAGAAGUUGUAAACAAGACACAAACGGUGAAAAUCGAGACUGAAAACAGGGACCAACGGUUAAAAUAGAGACCGAAAACACAGACAAACGGUUAAAAUAGAGAUUGAAAACAGGGACCAACGGUUAAAAUAGAGACUGAAAACCCUGAAAAACUGUGAACAAUUGAAGCUGUAAACAAGGAUAAACGGUGAAAAGAAACCACGGGAACACAGUGAAAACCAGACUCCAAAAUCAGCGGUUGUCCUGGCUAACUUCCCCCGGAUUACCCCCUCUUGUCCCCGGAUGAUGAUGGUGGAGUGAACCGGCCUCUCCCGGUUCUCUCUCCCCGGGUUUAGAGCACCAUGGCCCCGGUUUCUCUGGUGGCCGCCUGCCGCAGCCUGGCUCUCUCCACCUGGCUGCUCUCCUUCUGCUUCGUCCACCUGCUGUGUCUCGACUUCACUGUGGCCGAAAGAGAGGAGUGGUACACGGCCUUUGUGAACAUCACCUACGUGGACCCGGCCACCUCGGAGCUCCGGACCGAGAAGACUGAGUGCGGUCGCUACGGCGAGCACAGCCCGAAAAAAGAAGCCAGAGGGGUGGUGGUUCUUCCCGGAGGUCCACAGGACCGGCAGGCCUGCGACCCAAACACCCGCUUCCUGGUGCCCGGUCCGGCCGCCUGGGUGGCUCUGAUCGCCCGGGGAAACUGCACCUAUAAGGACCAGAUCCGCCAUGCAGCCGCUCAAAACGCGUCCGCGGUGGUGAUCUUCAACGUGGGCUCCAUCAACGCCAACGAGACCAUCACCAUGCCCCAUCCAG